CAUCCCCCUCGCAGCGCUCAGCAGACGUACAGCGCGCACCAUGCUGCGCUCUUCUGCCCUCACUGCACUGCGCAGCUGCCGCCAGUCCGUGCCGGCUGCGCAGCGCAGCGCGCCUACCUCUGCCUCCACGUCUGCCGUGGCUGCUGCGCCGUGGUGCCGCGGCUUCCGCACCUCGCCGGCGGCAGCGGCGGCGCCCGUGCCCUCGUCGCCGCGCUCUCGCUCCGACGCCCGCGCCCGCUACGCCAUCGGCCCCUUCACGCCGCUCUCUGCCGGCCUCUUCGUGCUCACCGGCGUCGGACUGCUCCUCUACUUCCGCUCCGAGAAGCAGGCCGUGGAGGAGCGCCGAAAGGCCGAGAAUGCCAGCGCCAAGGUCGGCCGGCCGCGCAUCGGCGGCGAGUUCGAGCUGGUCAUGCCUGUGGCGCCGUCCGGCAGCGCGCCUGGCACCAUCGCUGCGCAGGUGGAGGGCCGUAAGGUGACCCACGAGGACCUGAAGGGCGCGUGGACGCUCGUCUACUUUGGCUUUACCAACUGCCCAGACAUCUGCCCGGAAGAGCUGGACAAGAUGGGCAAGGUCGUCGAUGCGAUUGACGCCUCCUUUGGGCAGAUCGUGAACCCGCUCUUCAUCACAUGUGACCCAGCACGCGACACGCUCGCCGCCACCGCCACAUACGUGUCCGAGUUCCACCCGCGCCUGAUGGGCCUUACGGGCAGCUACGAGGCGGUCAAGCAGGCGUGCAAGGCGUACCGCGUGUACUUCAGCACGCCGCCCGGCGCCGACCCGAGCGGCGACUACCUCGUCGACCACAGCAUCUUCUUCUACCUCAUGGACCCAGAGGGCAAGUUCGUCGAUGCCUUCGGUCGCUCGCAGUCGGCAGACGACGUGACGGGCAAGGUGCACGGCUUCGUCGAGUCUUGGAAGAAGGCCGGGCAUCCCCUGGGCAACGCAGACGCAAAGGCCCGCAUCACCGCCGACAGCAGCCGGCGGGUACCCUGAAAUGCAGCUCUCUCUGCCCAGACCCUUUCGCAGCGCGUGCCUUGCUGCCAAGCGCUUCUCUCGCAUGACCUUGACUCGACAGGCGAGCAUGGUGGCCGCUGAUGAGCGGG
Tilletiopsis washingtonensis is the source of this 1104-nucleotide messenger RNA. Its product is annotated as SCO1 protein. Gene Ontology annotation, cellular component: mitochondrial inner membrane. Bases 41 to 994 code for a protein of 317 amino acids. The record is from RefSeq and is a predicted model, not a curated record. Gene Ontology annotation, biological process: intracellular copper ion homeostasis; mitochondrial respiratory chain complex IV assembly. Gene Ontology annotation, molecular function: copper chaperone activity; copper ion binding. The transcript is spliced from 4 exons. Lineage: Eukaryota; Fungi; Basidiomycota; Exobasidiomycetes; Entylomatales.